This is a messenger RNA of Xenia sp. Carnegie-2017, 985 nucleotides long. RefSeq lists its product as uncharacterized. The coding region runs from base 186 to 611 and encodes 141 amino acids. The record is from RefSeq and is a predicted model, not a curated record. NCBI's taxonomy places the organism in Eukaryota, Metazoa, Cnidaria, Anthozoa, Malacalcyonacea, Xeniidae. The transcript is spliced from 2 exons.
AUUCUACAAGCUAUGUGGAUUCUUAAAAAUAGCAAUUGAGCCGUAAAACCGCACGAACGAUACAGAGCAGUGGGACGAAAAAUCAAAUCAAAUAAUCCAUAUCAAUUUAUUGCCAAGACGUGACGUUUACAUUGCAACAGAAGCGAAGCAAGAAACGCGAGAACGCACAAAUUAAAACUGAAACAAUGCCUGUGUACGAUAAGAUUCAUAAGAACAACACUCUGCACUUUGUUAAACGACAAUGUGAUGGGUACUUCGGCUGCGAUUACGAAGACAGUUUUCAAAGCGAUGAUAAAGCUUUGCUGGAGGAUAACGCAAGCUGUGGUAAACCAAGCAACAUUUUGCCAUGGGUAAAAAGAAAAUCACCACCAGUAAUGUCGUUCCUCAAGAAAAUCGCAAGUUUAAAAAAGAAGAAUCGGUCAGCAACUAAAGAAAGAAACACGAGAGGGAAUGGACAAGGUUAUCAUACUUUACCAAACCGGAAGACAAAGGAUUUGGACGACAUUGCAGCUGGCUACAGGUCUCUUCUAUAUGGUUCAAGUUUCAAAACUUUAAAACGCGAUCAUUACUGUGAUGGCUAUUUCGGAUGUCCUCCUGUUCUGAAAAACUAGCGUUAGCACAAAACUAGGUGGAGAUUCCAAUGGAAAACACAUGUAGAAGGGAGUUUUAAGUUUGCCCGUAUACAAGCAAAUUCUCUGGAAUUUUACCGUGUUAUUAAUUUGAAAAUAAAAGAGAAGGUGAACGCAUGUAUUGCUUGUGUAACAAUUACAGCAUAAUAUAUAAUUAUGUAUUCAUUAAUUGUAUGUAAUUAAACGUAAUGUAAUACGAUAUACAAACUAUGUUCGUUGUAUCAAUUAAUGGAUCAUUUCACAUAUGUUCAUAAUUAGAUUUUUUCUUUACGUGAUUGUAGAAACAUAUCGCACCAGCAAUCGCAAAUAUCUAAAAUGAUUUAGAAUAAAUAAAAAAAUGAAACUGGGAAGCAAAA